GCUUUGAUUCAAUGCCGGGUCUGCAUCUACAAGAACGCCCCGAGUAGCCAAGGUAAUAGACCUUUGGACAUUUUCGUCAGUGCGGUGCCAGACGUCAUCCUCUCUGAAGGCUGUUUGUGCUCCUCCCUCUAUGUUUGGUGCUAAUUGAAGGGAGAGAGGGAGUGUAUAACAUAUUUCUCUGUCAACUCAACAUUUAGCUGCGCCACUGUUUCUGUCACGACUAGUAGAUAGAUCCACCCACCCGCGACGUUUUUGUGAAGCGCGCGUGAGGAGUAAGAAAGCGUAUUGUAAAAUAUUUAGUGGCAAGCCUAGGCUCUAGGACUUUAUUACGUUUAUUAAGUAAUGAGGUUACUACGAAAAUUGUAGGCGUAUCUAGGAAUCCUUCCAAAACACACAAGGAGCGGAACAAGGAUAUCCACUCCCUCUCAGACUUGCUGGGAAAGCAGGUUAUUUGAGGACCAAACGACAGACCAUGGAAGAUAGCCCUCAGCGGGCUGUGCAAGGCCUGGGCUCCUUCCCGUGGUACGUGGGGGGGACUCAGGUUCUGGGCCUGGCCUGUGUGGUGAUCACGGGCGUGUGGAUGGGCAGCUAUCACGGAGGCUACGCCUGGGACGGUUCGGGACAGGAGUUCAAUGUACAUCCCCUCUGCAUGGUCCUGGGCCUGGUCUUUCUCUAUGGAGAUGCGAUCCUGGUGUACAGAGUAUUUAGGAAUGAAAGCAAACGCAACGUCAAGAUUCUCCAUGCUGUGCUCCACCUUCUCGCCCUCAUUAUCAGCAUAGUGGGUAUCGUGGCUGUGUUUGACUUCCAUAAUCAUAACAAGAUCCCCAACAUGUACUCCCUCCACAGCUGGUGUGGCAUGCUCACCUUUGUUCUCUUCUGUGUACAGUGGCUGAUGGGGCUUGGUUUCUUCCUCUUCCCUGGGACGUUAAUGGCGCUGCGGAGCUGGUACCUGCCACUACAUGUCUUCUUUGGGCUGGCCAUGCUCGCCAUGUCCCUAGCCACCUGCCUACUGGGCAUUUCAGAGAAAUUGUUCUUCAGUAUCCAGCACACAUAUUCACAGUUCGUCCCAGAGGGGAUCCUUGGUAACAUGCUGGGACUGCUGCUAGUAGCAUUUGGGAUUCUGGUAGGCUACGUGGUGACACGGGAGGACUUCAGGAGACCCCCACACCCAGAGGAGGAGGCCUUAUCUGUACACUUUAAGACCCUGACUGAGGGGGGAGGGAGCCCCACCUCGCCUUAAACCGGGAAACACUCUGGUCUGAAAAGCUACUGUGUGCUCAGGCUUUUAUAAAAAAAAAAAAUAUCUGGAAUGGAACAAAAGCCUGCACACCCAGUAUCUCUCCAGGUCCAGCUGAUAUGUUGUCUUUAUUUCAUGUCACAUCAAGAGCAGUUCUACAAGACCCCCUUGUGGUGAAAUGGAGGUAAUGCAGGACUGAUUUGACCAAUGUAUUUGAUUGCUGCCACAGAUUAGCCAUCACAAAAGUGCCAUAUUAGGUCUCUUAAAAACAAAAUAGCCUUUGCUAAGUGUUCAGUGAGGACAAAGCCAUGUGUCCAAGCCAAUUAGUUGUGCCUUCAUCUAGGGCAGCAGGGUUAUACUGGAAGUUACUCAUUUUUUUAACAAACAACUUCCAUGACUUUCAAGCUUGUGAUAAAUUUAGAAGUUGCAGUUCAUUCAGGGAUGUUCAUUGUGACAAAAUAAUAUUGAAUUUAUGAUAAAGGCCCAAAAGUAUGCACGAAGUUGUGACUGAAUGAUGCCUGGAUUUUUGGGGUUGAAUUCUAAAUGACCCCUAGGUACUCUUGAAGGUGCUUCUUCACCAUUCCUUAUAUUUGGCUGGGUUGAAUUUUCACCAUUGAUUCAGGGUUUCCCCAACAGUCUCCCCGGACCCACCCAGAUGUUAUAUAUAUAUAUAUUAGUUUUAACCCUAAAGCACAACUGACUCAAUUAGUCAAAGGCUCGAUGGUUACCUAAUUGAAUCAGGUGUGCCAGUUAAAACAAAUGUGAAACGUUACCUCCUAGGAGAGGGUUGGGAAACUUAUCCAAUAGUUUCAGGGCCCAGUUCUUCUGAUUGGGUAAUUUUCUGUCUUGAAAUACCCAAUCAAAUUCAAGACUCAAAGGUAGUGAUUAGGAUACUCCGUAGAGCAUUACAUGUUCACCCAUAUGUAAUAAAAUGAAUGCACAACUAAGUCGUUUUGGAUAGAAAGCACCUGCUAAAUGGCAAAUUUUCACAAUCUUGAUCACAUGUGGAUUUAGAAAGGUGAAAGACACUACAACGAAGACAUUUCAAUAUAACUAAGGUGGGGAGGUUUAAACAUUCUUACAUUAAAUCGAUGCAGUAUAGGUAUGUGGUCAGUUAUAUUGAGGUGUCAAAUAAAUGCAUGUUCUUUUGUGGGAUACAGACAAUUCAUCUUAGUUACUUUAAUGUGUUUCACUAUGACAGUGUAGACGUAGUCAUGACCUGUCCAGUAGAGGGCAAGGUGUAGGCCUACUCAAAGCACUGAAAAUCCAGAUUCUGUGAUCUUAAUAUUGUAGGAUCUGAUCCUUUUAAAAUAAAUGCUCAAUUGAUCUGAUCUUAUUUGCAAAAUAUGGGGUUACAGAAUCGGGAUAAUUUCUGGGCUAAGGGGUCGAUUCAGUAAAUAUCUUUAUGCUUCUGUGAUAAGUGUAAAAUGCUCAGAGCUACUGUAAUAGAAGGGUGUUAUAGUAUGUGUGCCAAACUGGAUUUAAUUGUACAAUAUGCUGCUUCCAUGUUUGACUGUUGUAUGAAUUAUGUAUUGUAAUUUGCUGUGUUCGAAGCAUCUACUUGUCCUCAUAUUUAAUCAGUUUAAAGCAUAAUGUAAUUAAGAUUAGAUUAAAUAUCGCUACCUCUAUUUUCACUUGUGGAAACUUGUUCUAUACAAUAGGUACUGCUGACUGACUUAUUAAAACCUAUAUUGCCUUCCUAUAACUUAUUAAAGAUGCAUGACUCAA
Oncorhynchus kisutch (coho salmon) is the source of this 2965-nucleotide messenger RNA. RefSeq names its product cytochrome b561. The record is from RefSeq and is a predicted model, not a curated record. Gene Ontology annotation, cellular component: lysosomal membrane. NCBI's taxonomy places the organism in Eukaryota, Metazoa, Chordata, Actinopteri, Salmoniformes, Salmonidae. Gene Ontology annotation, molecular function: oxidoreductase activity. The transcript is spliced from 6 exons. The coding region runs from base 473 to 1240 and encodes 255 amino acids.